GGAUGUGAUGCACAGAAUUAUGGUACUGGACGAUGCUGUAGUUUUAUACAAGCUCAUGGUAUUUGCUGCAUUUCGAACACUAUAUUUGUCACAGACGCAGCAGCAGGAAAAGUAAAACUAGUAGUUAGCAUGAGUGGAACUUUGUCCUUUCUUUAUCAUUUGGGGCUUGUUUAUGACAGUUUUGGAAUUACGUGUAAAGGAAGCACUCCUGCGCAAAUGACUCCAGAAUUGGUGGUGUCGAAUGUACGUAAAGUACACCAUACGUUUAAUCGACAGUGCGCAAAGUCAAGGAAAGUAAUCAACUAAAGGAAGAUGCGUCGACAAAUGGUCCUCAAGGAACUGUUUCCAAAAAAACGCAGACCUCAAUUGAGCUUUUGUUGAAAGGUAUGACCAAUCUUAUGGUAAAUCUCGAAAAAGUAAAUCCAGAAUUCAAGUACAACGUUGUUUUCAAAACAUUGUUAACAACUGAAGUAGAAAAUCUGCAUGCAGUGUCACACUUUAAGAAUGAGACAUUUAAUACUCUUCAGUACGCCAUGGACUUUGGCACUAUAGCAAAAGAAUCUCUUAAACGAGUUUCUGAAUGGGCGGCAAAGUACUUCACCCAUCCAGCGUCCUAUUAUCCAGUUCCCCAAACAGGAAUGUUGCUCAGUGACAUCAAGUUUAUGUCGCCACUCCCAUCCAAGACGCUCCCCAAUAGGGAGGAAGAUGCAAUGCGGGGAUUGGUUGACAACUUUCGCCCUGUGAGGCAAAGAACUGUCCGAUCUGAGACCACAAAGGAUAAAGCAGGAGCUUUGCCUCCUGCCGUCUAUACAAAGCAA
Messenger RNA from Porites lobata, 818 nucleotides. The record is from the annotation of a GenBank genome assembly. NCBI's taxonomy places the organism in Eukaryota, Metazoa, Cnidaria, Anthozoa, Scleractinia, Poritidae.